Messenger RNA from Pristis pectinata (smalltooth sawfish), 3476 nucleotides. Its product is annotated as probable glutamate--tRNA ligase, mitochondrial. The record is from RefSeq and is a predicted model, not a curated record. Gene Ontology annotation, biological process: glutamyl-tRNA aminoacylation. Gene Ontology annotation, molecular function: glutamate-tRNA ligase activity; tRNA binding; zinc ion binding. NCBI's taxonomy places the organism in Eukaryota, Metazoa, Chordata, Chondrichthyes, Rhinopristiformes, Pristidae.
UUGCUGCUGAGCGCCGUGGAGGGGGAGUGUGGUUAUGUGGCCGGGCGGGCUGUGCCGCCUCUGGCGGCUGCUGGGUUACCGAUCCCGCGUCUUUGGGCCCGUGGCGAGCUGCAGGCCGGGCCUGUGCGGGUUGGCUUCCCGUGGGGAGGAAACCGGGAGCGGGGUGAGGGUGCGAUUCGGGCCGAGCCCCACAGGCUUCCUGCACCUGGGUGGACUCCGCACAGCUCUGUACAAUUACAUAUUCGCCAAAAAACAUGGAGGCCAGUUUAUCCUUCGUAUAGAAGAUACUGAUCAGAGCCGUCUUGUGCCUGGAGCAGCAGAAAAUAUUGAGGAUGUACUGGAGUGGGCAGGUAUCCCCCCCGAUGAAAGCCCACGACAAGGAGGCUCCUGUGGACCGUACCAGCAAUCAGAGCGACUGGAUCUGUACCUGAAGGCUGCUGAAACUCUAGUGAAGAGAAAUGCUGCAUAUUAUUGCUUUUGCACUCCCUCACGUCUGGAAACUACUGAAGAAGAAGCACUGAGAAUGGGCAGGACACCAAAGUAUGACAAUCGAUGUCGGCACCUUACUUCAAAACAGAUUGAGGAAAGAUUGGUACAAGGAUGCCCAUAUGUUAUCAGAUUCCGCCUGGACGAGGGUACGGUGUCCUUUGAAGAUCUGGUGUAUGGACCAAACAGGAUGGAUCCAGCCAAUGUGGAAGGAGACCCUGUCAUCAUUAAGACAGAUGGGUUUCCAACCUAUCACCUGGCAAAUGUGGUUGAUGACCAUCACAUGAAUAUCAGCCACGUUCUGCGGGGUACUGAGUGGCUUACCUCCACCGCCAAACAUGUGUUGAUGUACAGAGCCUUUGGCUGGGAUCCACCAGUUUUUGCUCACCUUCCUCUCCUCUUGAACAAGGAUGGCAGCAAGUUGUCUAAGCGUCAGAGCGAUCUGUUCAUUCAGAACUUUUCCCAGAAUGGGUACCUGCCAGAGGCUUUACUUGACAUUGUUACCAACUGUGGAUCUGGCUUCUCAGGAAAUCGCCCUGGUCGAACCCUGGAAGAAUUGGUAAGUGAGUUUGAUGUGACCAGGAUCACAACUCACUCUGCACUCUUGGACAUUGACAAGCUGCCAGAGUUCAACAGAAUUCACCUAUUUCGCCACAUCGAGGAUAGUAGCUCAAGGCAGCAGUUGGUGACAGAGCUGCAAAACCUGGUAGAGAAGGUGUACAAGGAAAAGCUGCCAGAGGGUGAGGCCCUGUGCAAAGACUAUGUGGAACGGGUGCUGGUACACCGGAAGGGGCACAUCACUUCUUUGCUGGACCUACUAAAGCCAGCCUACUCUUACCUGUGGAUCCGCCCUCCUGUGCCACGAGAGCAGAUGGAGGAUCUGACAACAGAUGGAGAGAAGAUCUGCAGCAUGGUGAUAAGCCUAUACCAGAACUGGCCAGAUGUUAAUGGGACCCCAGCAGAACUGAACUCAGAACUGAGAUCAUUACAGAUGCAGUUCACAACUACCAAGUACAGUGUCAUGAUGAAGCUCCUUCGACUGGCUCUCAGCGGGCAGCAGCAAGGACCGAGUGUAGCUGAAAUGAUGCUGUCCUUGGGACCUAAAGAAGUGUGUGAGCGACUGCAGCGAGUGAUCAUCCAUUGAGCACAGGUGGCUUCCUACCACCUGUACACUUGAGAGGUCAUGCAUGGUGUGUCCAUCAAUUUGUAUGGACAUGCUUCACUGCUGACAGAACAUCCAGGAAAGGAAAAUGUGAAUGUUCAGACAUUUUAUACUGCUGGGUAGAUCUACCUGGUGUAAUGAGAACUUCCAUAAAUGGUGCUGCUUUGUGAUUACAGCCCUCAGGUCCAAUUGGAUGGAGUCGAGCAAGGAAGGGAAAGGCUUCCAUCCCCGCAGGGUUUUCUCUGUGUUACUCCUGCUCCAGGAGGAGUUUCAAAUUCAUGACUGCAGGACCACAUGCAGCUUUUGGGGCUUUGAUCGUCUGAUGACCAAGAACAUAAACCCACUUGCUCCAAGGACUAUUGGUAUCAAUGGAUUUACAGCCAAGACAUAGGCCAUUUAAUGCAGGUGUUCUGUGCUCCCACACCAGCCUCCUGCUUCACCUUGCCCUUUCUGUAUUUCAUUCUUUUCUCCCUCAUGUGUUCCUCUUAAAUACAUCAGUACUAUUCCCAAAGAGUAGCACAAUCCUAUACAUACUUUGAGUAAAGAAACGUCUCUUGAAUUACGGGAUUUAUAAUAAAUAUAUUUUAUAAUUUAAUCUUAUAUUUAUCUCUUUUGUUUUGGUCUCACUCUUCCCACUAGUGGAAAUACUUUCUCCGCAGGUACCUUGUCAAAACUAAUUAACCCAGGCAGUCCCGGUUGCAUAAGGGUUUCUUUUCCUGAUAAUUGUCCAUAAGUAAAUUUCCCUGUAGGUCAGAAACAUCAAUUUUCUAUAGUAGUCCAUAUCAGAUUGCUCUAUGUACACUUGCUACAAUUCUUUCAUUUCAUUGAAUAAUCACCCUAGUACUACCCAUAAUUAAAUUAAUGGAAUGUAUAUGUGUCCAGUCAUUAAUGAAUACCAUGAAAUAUCAUUAUUACUACUAGCUUUAAAAAUGUAUGGGCGAAUUGAUGUAAAGUUGGAUUUCUGUAGGUCAGGUCAUCUGUAACAUGGGAAGCCCCUGUAUUUUCAAGGACUUGAAUAAGGUCAAUGCUGUGGGCUUCCCUUUUCUAGAGCAAAGAGUCCCAGGUUGAUCAGCCUACUUGUUAGUUACACCCCUUCAGGCAUAAACAACAUGAGAAUUAAUGAGAAACUGGAAUAAGUUUUAUAGACUGUCUUUGAUGGCAUGGAUCAAGGACUCAUGGCAAAUGAGAGUCUGAACAACAAUAUCAAUUCAAAUGCACACUAUCUGUUCAGUCCCUUAAUGGAAAUAUUCUUUGUUGUACUAUUUCUUGUUCUACCUCCUGGCAAUAAAUCAUGAAAUGCAGUAAAAUGGUCAAUAAUAAUGUGUACAAUACCUAGUUAAACGGUGGCACUAGAUUUGCUGCCUCUGCAUUUGGUAAUCUGAAGGCUAGCACCAGCAAAAUGACCAUAAACAAAUCAAACUGGCUCACCAAUGUCUUUCUGACAAGCAACUCCAGUAAAAUCUUCCGGUCACAAAACAUUGGUGGUAGUUUGACUAGCCUUGCUCACAUUUCCUGAAUAAACAUGCAUCUAAAUUUGAAAGUAAAAAAAUAGCAGAUGCUGGAAAUCUGAAAUAAAAAGGGACAAAAUUGCUGGAAACACUCAGCAUGUCAGGCAGCACCUGUGGAAAGAGAAUCAGUUAAUGUUUUAGGUCAAAGACUCUAUCAGAAUUGACGAAGGGUACCAGACCUGAAACAUUAACUGUUUCCCUUUCCACAGAAGCUGUUUGGUCUGCUGGGUGUUUAAAGCAUUUUCUGUUUUUAUAUGACUUAAUUUCUCCAGUUGGGUAUUUAAAUAAAAGAAAGUGUCCUUUGAAUAAAUGUUGCCAUG